Messenger RNA from Nelumbo nucifera (sacred lotus), 783 nucleotides. RefSeq lists its product as uncharacterized. Gene Ontology annotation, molecular function: nucleic acid binding; RNA-DNA hybrid ribonuclease activity. The record is from RefSeq and is a predicted model, not a curated record. NCBI's taxonomy places the organism in Eukaryota, Viridiplantae, Streptophyta, Magnoliopsida, Proteales, Nelumbonaceae.
AUGGAUUUGCGAGUCAACAUUUGCAAUGAUCAAGGUUUUCUUUUCUGGUUAGAGGAAUGGAGGAAAAUGGAUAACAUUAUUGAAGAGGAAUCCGACCUCUCCCUAUUUACUAGAGGCACUAUUCUUAUGUGGUAUAUUUGGAAGGCUAGAUGUCAAACCUAUUAUAAUGGGAAGCCAUUCACUAAUUCAGCCAUUCUCAUUCUCUAUAAUGCUCACCUUGGAGACUUGGUGAAAAUGCGUGAAAGACCUUUAUUGACCCAGCCAGAAAACUUGGGAUUUGUUCCUCCUUCUUCUCUUCAAAGAACCUCAUCAGUUUGGAUCAAACCUCCUCAUCUACACAUUAGAAUCAAUACUAAUAGAGCAUGGUCUCCAUCAAAAGCUGCAGUCGGUGUCAUUGAUCGAGAUGAAUUUGGAUCUCUCCUGGUUGCCAGAGUCUUGUUGGUGAAGAGUUCUUCUCCCAUUGAAUCUGAAUUCAAAGCAAUUCUAGAGGGUUUUCGACUAGCAAAAUCUUUCAUCUUGGACCCGAUUAUCAUAGAAAGUGAUGCAAAAGUUGCUAUUCAAGUUCUCUCUUCGGAUCUGGAACCCCCUUGGAGUUCGUCGUUAGUUGCCUUGGAUUGCAAAACCAUCUCAAAAUCCUUCUCAUCCUGUGCUUGGCAUCACAUCCCUCGAUCCUAUAACAGAGCAGCCCAUGGGCUUGCCCAAUUUGCUCUAAGACAAAACAGAUCAUUUACUUUGUCCUCUAUUCCAGAUUGUAUCCUAUCUAUUAUUUUGGAUGAGAUGUAA